This is a messenger RNA of Xiphophorus hellerii (green swordtail), 2121 nucleotides long. RefSeq names its product seryl-tRNA synthetase 1 (gene sars1). The transcript has 11 exons. The coding region runs from base 60 to 1610 and encodes 516 amino acids. Gene Ontology annotation, molecular function: ATP binding; serine-tRNA ligase activity. Lineage: Eukaryota; Metazoa; Chordata; Actinopteri; Cyprinodontiformes; Poeciliidae. Gene Ontology annotation, biological process: seryl-tRNA aminoacylation. The record is from RefSeq and is a predicted model, not a curated record.
GCUGGCUCUCUGGUACUGCUCCAUUCAGUCUCUCUCUGACAGGCAGGCGGCGUGGAAACAUGGUGCUCGACUUGGACUUGUUUCGGACCGACAAAGGCGGUGACCCUGAAAUCAUCCGCGAGACUCAGAGGAAAAGGUUUAAGGACGUUACGUUGGUGGAUAAACUGGUGGCCGCUGACACGGAGUGGAGAAAAUGCCGCUUCUCUGCAGACAACCUGAACAAAGCCAAGAAUCUCUGCAGCAAGAGCAUCGGGGAGAAGAUGAAGAAAAAGGAACCAGUAGGGGACGAUGAGUCUGUGCCAGAGGAAGCCCAGAACCUGGAGGACCUAACAGCUGAAACGCUGUCGGCGCUGACAGUAACACAGAUCAAAAAGGUGCGUUUGCUUGUGGACGAGGCGGUGGAGAAAACUGACCGGGAGAGGAUGAAGCUGGAGGCGGAGAGGUUCGAGUAUCAGAGGGAGAUCGGCAACCUCCUGCAUCCGUCUGUACCGGUCAGCAAUGACGAGGAUGCAGACAACAAGGUAGAGCGUACCUGGGGCGACUGCAGCGUCCAGAAGAAGUACUCUCACGUUGACCUGGUGGUCAUGAUCGACGGCUUUGACGGAGAGAGAGGAGCCGUUGUGGCUGGGAGCAGAGGUUACUUUCUAAAGGGGCCCCUGGUGUUCCUGGAGCAGGCUCUGAUCAACUUUGCCUUAAGAAUCCUCCACAGCAAGAACUACACCAUGCUGUACACGCCGUUCUUCAUGAGGAAAGAGGUCAUGCAGGAAGUGGCCCAGCUCAGCCAGUUUGACGAGGAACUUUAUAAGGUGAUCGGUAAGAGCAGCGAGAAAUCAGACGACAGCUCCAUCGACGAGAAGUACCUCAUCGCCACCUCGGAGCAGCCAAUCGCGGCCUUCCUGAGGGAAGAGUGGCUGAAGCCUGAGGACCUGCCCAUCCGCUACGCCGGCUUCUCCACCUGCUUCAGGCAGGAAGUGGGCUCCCACGGGAGGGACACCCGCGGCAUCUUCAGGGUGCACCAGUUCGAAAAGAUAGAGCAGUUCGUCUACGCCUCCCCUCACGACGGAAAGUCAUGGGAGAUGUUUGACGAGAUGAUCGGAACAGCAGAGGAGUUCUACCAGUCACUGGGAAUUCCUUAUCGCAUCGUCAACAUCGUCUCCGGGGCCCUGAACCACGCAGCCAGUAAGAAGCUGGACCUGGAGGCCUGGUUCCCCGGAUCAGGGGCCUUCAGAGAGCUGGUCUCCUGCUCCAACUGCACAGACUACCAGGCCAGGCGGCUCCGCAUCCGCUACGGACAGACCAAAAAGAUGAUGGAUAAGGCAGAGUUUGUGCACAUGUUAAAUGCGACCAUGUGCGCAACGACACGCGUCAUGUGCGCCAUCCUGGAGAACUACCAGACGGACGAAGGCAUCGUCGUUCCAGAGAAGCUCAGGGACUUCAUGCCUCCCGGUUUGACGGAAAUCAUUAAGUUCGUUAAGCCGGCCCCCAUCGAUCAGGAGAUGUCCAAGAAAGCAAAGAAGCAGCAGGAUGGAGGGAAGAAAAAGAAGAAGAUGGAAGGAGGAGACCAAAACCUCCCCAACGCCAUGGAGAGCAUGUCUGUCAACGACUCAUAGACCCCGUCGGCCUCCACCCACCACCAACCUCACCGCCCCAAACUGAAGGAACAGUCUUCAGUUAGUUUAGACUGGAAAAGCAGGAAACGGCUAUUUUAAAUCGUGUUAAACAUCAUUUAAGGGAGGCUUUCCUGUUCCGUCAGUCUCUGCCUAAACUCAGCAGGAAAAACUUCUUACAACCAGUUGGUGCAAUUCUGAUUCACAUCCAUAUUCACUUUAUUCAGUUACUUUCUGUGAUCGAUUAAAUUCAGAUGAGCCGAUAGUAUCGAUCAUAUUGGGCAGAUCUAAUCAUUCGAUAUGCAGUUUUAACAUGUUUGGCAGAUGUCAUUAAAUGUUUAUGUUGGGCUUUCCUUCCUGUCAUCUCAUCGCAUUCAUCAUCACUGUCGCUGCUUAACGUCAAUGAUGUCUGAUAUUGACGUUCCCUGUAUGGACUUUGAUUUCAAAAUAAAUGUAUAUGAAUGCAUAUUGAUGAAAUGGCACUUACUGUACGCAAUAAAUGCAGCGGAUAUGA